AUGCCAAAAAUCGAGAUAAGUAUGUUACUUGAAGAAUUGAAUUCUGAAGAAGCUGAACUAUUUAUGAAACGAGUUACAACUAAAGUUAAUAAUGAGACUGUUACAACAACAAUGAAAUCUGCGGAAGUAUCAAGUGAUGUUGAGAAUUCAACGAAAGUCAUUUCAACAACUACCAUAAAUUCUAGUGAAAAUUCUACUACUGAACUGAUUAAAGAUGUCAAUGAUUAUGAAUCUGAAAUAUCUGUGAAUCCAGAAAUAGUAGAAGAUCCCAAGCCAAUGCUUUUAUCUGAAUUUGCAAAUCAUCUUGCAAGUGGUAUCAAAUCACCUAAUUCAAUAGCCACCACUCAACCACCAACACCAGCACCAAUGGUUCCAAUUUUUACCACUCCACCUGAUGACACUUUCCCAUAUAUGGUGUCUGCUGCAAAGGUUAGUUGUACUAAUUCUUGUCGAUCAAAUUCUAUGCACUUUUGACAAGUCUCAAGUUUUUGACACUUUUUUUCUGAACACUGAUCGAUGGUUUCUGAGAUUUCGGAACUGUCUUGGUUGAAAGUAAUUUAGAUUUUUCCGUUUGUUUUAAUUUGAUAAGAUUCAAGGAUGGGUUCGGGUUGAAAUUUGACAAAAAAAAGAAAGGGGAGGGGUAGAUAGUGUGUUCUUGAAAUCUUUUAGAUGUGGUAUUUCGAAAAACUAGAAACUUGUGAAACCUGAUAAAUGAAAUGUUCUCUUAACCUUCAUAUUAAAAAACAUUAUAAACAAGAUAUCAUCAAAAUAUUUUUUAUAUUAGGUUGAAGCUUUUUUUUUAGAAAUGCAUGUUCCCGAUAGGAAAACAUGAUCUUUAAUUAUGAAUUCUAAAUUUAAUAUUUUCCAGGAAUUCAUUCGCCGAUAUCUUUCACCAGAACAAUGGAGAAAACUUCGACUUCUUCUGAAAACCAUCAAAGAAGUUGGAGGUUCACGUAUUGAUAUUCAUCGAGCAGCAACAUUAUUCAUUUCUAAAGUAAGUAUUCUGAAUCCGUUUUAAUUAUAAUUUAAAUAUAAAACUUAUAGGUUAUUUCUCGGUCUGAAAUGGAUGAAAUUACAAAACGAAAAAGUGAAUUAUUCAACACAUUUAAUCGAAGAUAUUUCAACAGAGCAAAUUGA
Molecule: messenger RNA, 1137 nt
Organism: Caenorhabditis angaria
Lineage: Eukaryota; Metazoa; Nematoda; Chromadorea; Rhabditida; Rhabditidae
Source: the annotation of a GenBank genome assembly